Messenger RNA from Drosophila serrata, 390 nucleotides. RefSeq lists its product as uncharacterized. Lineage: Eukaryota; Metazoa; Arthropoda; Insecta; Diptera; Drosophilidae. The record is from RefSeq and is a predicted model, not a curated record.
AUUUGUCUGCGGUCACACCUUUUAUCAAAAUAAGCGAAAAACAGCACGUUUUUUUGUAAAUAAAUAGAAAUAUUACUAAAAUACAAACAUGUUCCGCCUGCAACAAUCACAGCCCGAUCCCGCCGAGGAGAAGAAGCGCGUGGCAGCCGAAGUUCGCUUCAAUUUCAUCCUUUUCGGCACGCUCAUCGCCGUCAUCAGAUUGGCUCCAGUGGUUCUACAGCACAUGAAUACUGCCUAGACGUAAAGCUUACAAUAUAGGAGAAGAUCAAGGAUGUUAUGUCGCAUCGUUCAGUUGUAUCACAUAUUUAUCAAUUACAAUGUUCAAACAAUCUUAUUUGAAAACCGGCACACAAAAUGCAUUUAUUUAAAAGCACUUCGACUAAUUGCAAA